Molecule: messenger RNA, 1312 nt
Organism: Papilio xuthus (Asian swallowtail)
Lineage: Eukaryota; Metazoa; Arthropoda; Insecta; Lepidoptera; Papilionidae
Source: RefSeq, a predicted model, not a curated record
GCAAACCGUCACCAUUGCUCCCGCCGUGGCAGUAAGCGUCGCACGUGCGGCAGACUUAAAAACUGUCUGGUUUAUCUUUUUAAUUUUUUUUUUGUAAAAGGUCUUAAUUUUCAUUUUGUAAGGCCAGUGUUUUAUUUUUUAAAAAUGAAGAGGUUUCAAGCUUUACUAGUUUUUGCGGCAGUGAUAACAACGGGAACGUCGAACACAAGUAUGUUCGGCGAACGCUGCUCGCGGCAGGACCCCGAAGUCGACGAAUGUCUCCUGCGCAGCUUCAACUCUUUAGUGGAAUAUCUUAAAGGCGGAGCGCCACAACUUGGAAUUGAAGAGUCGGACAGCAUUGUUAUCGACGAGCUGUCUAUCGCGCUGGGCGGCGGGCCGGACGGCUACCGCGCAACAUUUAAAGACAUCCACGCCAGCGGCGUUAACAACAUGACCAUAACCAACGUCAGAUCGGACCUGGACACACAUCAGUUCCAGCUGACACUGUACGGACCUCACAUCAGCGCGCGCGCUCGCUAUCGCUCCUCAGGAGUUUUGUUGCUGGUGCGUGCAUCAGGAGGGGGUGACUACUGGGGUGAAUACGACGGUGUGAAGGCGAAAGUGUACUUCCGCGGAACGCCAUACACAAGAAACAAGCGCACUUACCUUAAGCUGCAGCAACUCAAGUUGGACUUCUCCGUCAGGGACAUACAGAUGGGCGUCGAAAACUUGCAGAACAGUAACGCAGUGCUACAAGCAGCAUUAAAUCUGUUCAUCAACACAAACGCACAAGAGCUACUCAAGGAGAUGAAGCCGGAGCUGAGGCGCGACCUGGCGGCCAAGAUGUCGCACUUCCUCGAACGCAUCCUCGAUCAGAUCCCCUACGACGACUGGGUCAAAGACUAAAUCUAAACACUAUUGGAAUGAAUUAUUUGUAUAUUCCAUUACAUAGAGAAUAAUAACAAAGACAUGAAUAAAAAAAUCUAGUAGUAAAUAAAGUCUAUAUGACCCAGGGAUAGUGUAGUGUAGCUUUCCAACAGAGAAAGAAUUUUACAAAUCGGUUGAGUAGUUUCGGAGCCUAUACAAUGCAAACAUAUCUUUCCUCUUUACAAUAUUAGUAUAGAUAAUUAUUUUGCUUUGACCCAGUGUACAAAUAUAUUUAAAAAUUAAAUAUAUUUCAAUAUAAGCUUAUUUCUUAACGUAGACAAGUUGUGGUAACUUGUAAGUAAUUUAUUUUUACAAACUCGAUUAGGUACAUAAGUUUGAUUUUAGGCGAUUUAUAUGUAUCGAUUAAUUGUCGACAAUAUAACAUCAAUAAAUCCUUAAUUUUAAA